Ceratosolen solmsi marchali is the source of this 792-nucleotide messenger RNA. Lineage: Eukaryota; Metazoa; Arthropoda; Insecta; Hymenoptera; Agaonidae. The record is from RefSeq and is a predicted model, not a curated record.
AUGUGUCCAAAUCAAUCGUACUUAUCGGAAACGACAGAUUCGGAAAUUUCAUCGUCGGACAUGACCAAGAAUGACCCAACGGAAACUAUCGUGGAGAGGCAGAUAAAGACUACCCAUAAGAAGGGCAACUGCUGCAAUAAAAUUUUCAAGUAUCCGCAGAUCAAAAAAGAAAGUGAUCUGUGCUCCUGUUCGCAAUACGAAAAGCUACGGGCGUCGAAGAAGCUCGUUCACCACUCCGAGUCCCAACUAGAAAGUUCGUUCAACUCGCGCCGAUGCCCAACAGCCCACGGCAAGGGUCAAUUAUACUGCUGCACCAAGGAGUUCCAUCGGGUGGCCUCGGACUCCGACUGCAGAACAUCUAUAUACAAGAGCGAGAUACCGCGACGCUACAAGGAGCAGAAUUACAGCCAGGAUCGUGCGCGGAACCUCCGUAAUUUCAUCUCGUGCCAGGAUACUCUGAAAGCACUGCGCUCGUGUAAGAACGAGGAGUCGAAGCAGGAGAUUGGUAUAAAAGCCAAGCAGGUCAUAGAAACGAAUUUCUUCAAUGGCUUGAAGAAAAUGAACAAGAAGAAGGACAAUCAAAACUGCGGCAAUUCAAGGCGAGCGACGCAAGGACCACCCCAGGAGAAGAGGCGAAAGCGCGACAACGAAAUCGUUAAUAACUGCGACAACGAUGCCAUUUACAUUUUAUCGAGUUUAGACGGCCGACGAGAUGUAAAGUCGUCGAACGCUUCUAUUGCUACGGAUAAUAUUUCACUCGAUAAAUUUGACUCGAUGAAUGGAAAAAAUUAA